CUUAAUACCCAUAUUGUUACUUCAAGUUAUAUAUGUAUCUGUGUCUUCCUAAUAGACAAUACCAGUUUUUGAUUCACGGGAUUUUUAAUCAAUUAAUUGAUAUUAUCAUAAAGUAAACAAUUAGUGGUUACAAGAAAAAGAUAAAUGUUUUUUCCGUUAUACACUAAAAUAAAUAUCAUAGUAUUUUGUUCGCCCUGUAAAUAUGCUUGUUGGUUUUAAUCGAAAUACAUUGUUUUCUAUUUAAAGCUUAUAGUAUUAUCGCAACUAAACUACUUAAAAGACUCUAGUACUAAUUAAUGUGAGUGAAAAUAAUACAAAAUAUCUUGAUACUAACAGUUGUAAUGAAUCCAAUUGGUUUAAUAAUUGCUCUGUUUGUCAGCAAUACCGUGAGUGAUCAAGUGUUGCCUUUUAAAAUUAAGUUUGAAUGGUCUCAGAUAGAGUACGAGUUCAAUAGUGAAGAAGAAAGAAGUGAAGCAAUAAGUAAUGGUACUUUUGAUAUAGGGAAUAUACAACCCAUAGACGCUGAAUAUUAUUACGACAGAAUUAAACAGAAAGAGCGUGUUUUUAUAACAAUUCCCAGAUUUCCUACGCAAGGCGUAGCAUCAACCCUAAAUACUGUGACAAAGAAAACUAUAAAUGGUAAUCCAGUUUUGCGACCGUAUCCAUCUUGGUCCUGGCAGAUCAGUCCAGAAAAAUGUAAUUAUGAGAGAAUAGUGUCUGUAUUUAGAGUUUGGAUUGACGAAUGUAAAAGAUUAUGGGUCUUAGACACCGGUGUUGUAGGUGAUAGUCAAGUAUGUCCCCCUCAAAUUCUAGCUUUCGACCUAAGCACGGACAAAUUGAUUAUAAAGUACGAAAUACCACUUGGAUCGGUACAACCGACAUAUGUAACUCCAAUCGUAGAAGUGGAGCGACAUCAUAAUCGCAAAUUUUGCCAGGAUAGUUGGGUUUAUGCCGCUGAUGUUUCAGGAAGUUUGUUGGUUUAUAGUUUGAGGCAGAAUAAAUCUUGGAGUUUCAGAGAUAAAAGUUUUGACGCUAACCCAGCUUACGCAGUCUAUAACGUUUCAGGAGAUUCAUUUGAAUUUGCCGAUGGAAUAUUUGCCCUGGCUUUGACUCCAUAUCCGGCACAUAAAAAGUUGUUUUUCCACGCAUUAGCAGGAGUAUCAGAAAGUUGGGUGCACACAAGAGAUCUCAAAGUCCCUGUGAACCGAUCAGAUAUAUAUCAUACUUUUCCAACAACAAGAGAUGAACAAUCGGCGGCCCAAGCGUUUGAUAGUAAAGGAAACUUGUAUUUUUCCUUAUUGAGUUCCAUAGAAAUUGUAUCGUGGAAUUUCAAGAAUCCUUAUGAGAAAAAAUAUUGGAAAGUUGUCGGAAAUGAUAAAAUCACUAUGCAAUUUCCUAGUGGUUUAAAGGUAUCCCGAGGCAAAAAUAACCAAGAACAACUCUGGGUGUUUGCGACUGCUCUCCAGAGAUGGGCAUCAGACAAUCUUAAUCCUAAUGUAACGAAUUUUAGACUGUUAUAUGCAAAUUUAUAGUUGCUAUAAUUGAAAUGUGUCAUUAUAAUGUUAUAUAUUACGUUAUUAUAUUAUUAAUUA
Molecule: messenger RNA, 1592 nt
Organism: Sitophilus oryzae (rice weevil)
Lineage: Eukaryota; Metazoa; Arthropoda; Insecta; Coleoptera; Curculionidae
Product: protein yellow-like
Exons: 8
Coding region: 342-1532 (396 amino acids)
Cellular component (GO): extracellular region
Source: RefSeq, a predicted model, not a curated record